AUGCUCGCGCAAGUUGCGCGACGCCGCUCACAGCGCGACGCACGCCGCCUCUCGCGCGUCGCAGACCAGCUUUACCUCCCAUGGCUUUGUCCGGCCUUGUUCAGAGGCAAUGCCUCGCUCGGGCCUAUUGCUCGCGACCCAGGCAACCGAGUUGCGCAACACAAAUCACGCACAGCAGCUAGCUCACGCUCUCGAACCUUGGCCACCGCCGCCGCCGCCGAAGCCCUGAACGAGACCAAAGCCCCCCAUAUCUUCGACCAAAUGCCUCAAGGCCACCUGUCCCGCGCGCGGGGCUCGCAGACCUCCGAUGACUCCAUGCCCUUGUCCACAUGGAAGGAUGCACGACCGCUGGUCAUCCACACUGCAACGACUGCGCCGCCGCCACGCCUUAACUACUUCAAUGGCAUCGGUGGCGAUCCGGUAGAGCUGCACUCGAACCUGCAAGCCUGCCUGCGCGUCGGGCGCCUCGACCGGGCCGCGGCGCUGUUGCGGCGGCUGCGCGAGUUGUAUAACCCAACGGCGCCGGAGCUGGUCGAGUCUAACAACAUGUACUUGCUGCAGCUGAUGGAUCGCGUGUGGGCUAAGCAGCCCGGGUACACGAUGAACACUAUGAGCUCGUGGUUUGAACAUGAGAUGAGGGAUAACGACAUCCCGCCGAACUCGGUGACAUACACGUGCAUGCUGCGCACUGCAAUCCUGAUCCUGGACGGAGCCAAGAGGGAAAGGCUGAUCAGGCGGUAUCUGUGGCUCGCGGAACAGUCCGGGGAGCUGAACAGCGUGCUUACGAAUGAAGCAUGGUCGGAUGAUGAGUACUCGAUACUGGCAGACGUCAGGCCAGACCUGAUCGGGGAGGAACUGCCGGCCGACUCGGAGGGGCCAGAACGUGCCGAGCUUUUUGGAGAGACAGUACCGCGGCCAGCCCUUUCCAACGAUUUCAUUCCGGAACUUAGACCCAUGGAGCAGAAAGGCGCUGGCCUGAGAACGGUCAAGGCGGCUCUGUCAAUCUUCUCGAAUCCAGAGGAGCUCGAAAAGGCUCUUCCUUAUCCCCACGAUCUCCCUGGAUACACCAAGGAAGAGAAGGAUCACAUAUACGCGCGCAUGCGGCAAGAUCGUCUGGAAGAGGACACUGUGGAUGCAGCCAUUGACAGGUGGCGUGAGGAGCACCAGAACAUGCAGAAAAUGGGUAUCACCUCGGCGUUGCAGACUAAGCCGAUGGAAGCUCUCAUGUGGCAGUGGUAUAGCGCCAUGGUGCCGCUGUUCAAGCAGGAGUUAGAAAACGUCAAGACGGUCUACGAGAGGACAGACGCAAUGAGUGGCAAUGCCGAACAAGCGGUGACGGGUCCGUUCCUAGAAGCGUUCACUCCGGAAAAACUGGCCGCAACGUCGCUCAUCGUCACAAUUUCCAACUUCUCUGCCCCUGAUCAAUUCAAUGGCAUCAAGGUUGCGAACCUUGCCAUGGCAAUCGGAAAGCAGCUGGCAAUGGAGCACAGCCUAAUGGUAGCCCAGAGCGUCCAAUCGAAUCUUUCAAUCUACAAGACGACUUCGGCCCGCCGUCUCAGGACUCUGCUCAAGUAUUCCAAGACGGUAGAUCCGAACCAGACGAAGCCCUCGGAAGACACCCAGGACGGAGAGGAUGUUUCCAAAAACUACGAGCGUCUGAACGACCUGGAAUGGGCGCCUGCAAUCAAGGCCAAGGUGGGAGCUCUGUGCUUGUCAAAGAUCCUGGAGGCUGCCAAAAUUCCGAUCACACGUGAGGAGAAAGAGACUCGAAGGCAGCUUACUGCUACUGAACCAGCAUUCCAUCAUGCCACGACGUAUGUGUCUGGUCGCAGGGCUGGCGUGGUUCGAGUGCAUGAGAAGGUGCUGGAGAAGCUCAGGAGAGAACCUCUCCGUGGUUCUUUUGGCACAAAGUAUCCCAUGGUGGUGGAGCCUCUGCCUUGGACGGGAUACAGGAAAGGAGGGUUUUUUCGCUACCCAGAGCCAAUCAUCAAAGAAAAAAGGUCGGACGAUGCCCAGCGCAUCUAUGCCCAGGCAGCAAUCGAGAAGGGCGAUAUGGAUCAGGUCUUAACCGGUCUUUCUGUGCUCGGUAAAACGCCAUGGAAGCUCAAUAGGGACGUGUUCAAGGUGGUCGUCGAGGCCUGGAAUACGGGUGAGCCCGUUGCGGGGAUUGCGCCGGAGAAUCCCAAGAUCGAAUGCCCACCAGAGCCAGGCGAAAACGCCACGAGAAAACAGAUUGCCCAAUGGCUUGCCGAGAAGAAAACAGUUGAUAAUGCGAAGAGCGGCUACCAUUCGCAGCGUUGUUUCCAGAACUUCCAGCUCGAAGUCGCUCGCGCGUUCAAGGACGAAAUCUUCUACUUCCCGCACAACAUGGACUUCCGUGGCCGCGCCUAUCCCAUCCCCCCGCUGCUCAACCAUCUGGGUGCCGACCUUGCACGUGGCUUGCUUACUUUUGGAAAAGGCAAGGAAUUGGGCGCUGUCGGGCUCUCGUGGCUCAAGAUCCAUCUUGCGAACGUUUUUGGAUACGACAAGGCCAGCUUGAAAGAUCGAGAGGCAUUCGCCAUGGAGCACAUCCAGGACAUAUAUGAUUGUUGUGAGAAGCCAUUGACUGGCCGAAGAUGGUGGCUUCAAGCUGAAGACCCAUGGCAGUGCCUUGCCACCUGUUUCGAGCUGAAGCACGCCCUUGAUUCUCCCGAUCCUUCGAAAUACGUGUCGCAUCUACCGGUCCAUCAAGAUGGAACCUGCAACGGUCUUCAGCACUACGCCGCCCUUGGUGGUGACAAGGCCGGCGCCGCACAGGUCAACCUGGAACCCGGUGACAAGCCUUCAGACAUCUACUCUGCUGUGGCUGGGCUCGUCAAAAACUAUGUUGCCAACGACGCGAAAACAGGCCACAAGUUUGCAGGGAUCUUGGAUGGGAAGAUUACCCGCAAAGUUGUCAAGCAGACGGUUAUGACGAAUGUCUACGGCGUUACUUUCACGGGUGCGCGCCUGCAGGUUAUCAAACAGCUCGAAGACAUCCUCUCUGAUGCCGAAAAAAAGGUAGGGUUGUUCCAAAUGGGUGGAUAUGUCGCGAAGUUGAUCUUCCAAGCCUUGGGCCAAAUGUUCAACGGUGCGCAAGACAUUCAGGAGUGGCUAGGAGCAUGUGCAAACAGAAUCGCCACGGCCCUCACACCCGAACAAAUCGACAUGAUCGCAGAAGCCACGUCAACUCCUGGCGCCAGCAUAGAGCCGGUUCCUGACCCGCGUUACCGUCAAAGAAAGUCCCAGUCGAGGAAGAAGAAAACCCUUACGAGAGCAGACAUUAUGUCGCAGUUCCGCGCUACCGUCAUCUGGACCACGCCUCUCAAAAUGCCUGUUGUGCAGCCCUACCGCCGGACGGCAACGCGCGAAAUCACCACUGUUCUCCAGUACCUUACAAUCGUCCAGCCCCAGACUAGUGACACUGUGGACAAGCGCAAGCAACUUCAAGCCUUCCCGCCUAAUUUCAUUCAUUCGCUCGACGCCACACAUAUGCUUCUCUCGGCGCUCAAGUGCAACGAGAUCGGCCUCUCGUUUGCCUCCGUCCACGACUCCUUCUGGACGCACGCCGCCGACGUCCCGCUCAUGAAUCGUGUUCUGCGCGACGCAUUCGUGCGCAUGCACUCGGAAGACAUUGUGGGCCGGCUACACGAGGAGUUCAGCAUUCGUUACCGGGACUGCAUGUAUCUCGCGUCGAUUCCGUCAAAAUCGCCCCUCGGCCAACGCAUCAUCGCGCUGCGCAGGGAUGCCGCCAUCGCCAAGCGGAGAGAGUCGCGGUUGGGUCUAGCACUGAUCGACGAGCUCCUGGCCGAGCGCGAGCGUCAGCGCCUGUUGAACAGCGAGGACGAGGAGGAGCGCGCGCGGGGCCGCGCCAUGUCCACGCCCGCAUCGCUCUACGAAGCCGCCGGCGGAGACGAGCUGGUCGGGGUCCAGAUGGGCAUCGACGAAGAGGUGCACGUCACCCGCUUGGGCGACACGGCCGACGACGCCGUGAAGCCCGCAUCGCGCGGCACGAAGAAGAAGAAUGCCGCCGCCGGUGCCGCCGCCGCCGCCCCCACCACCAAAGACAUUUUCGAAGACGACUCGGACGCGAUGGCGGAAGAGACCAGCCGCGACGACGACGACGACGACGCCGAGCUGCUCGAGGCCAUCAUGGGCGAGGAGCACUCGUCUGCGGAGGAUGCCGACACCGCCGAAGAGCAACGGUCGAGGAAGCCGCGGCAGGCGCAGCGUUCCAGGAUCAAUUUCGUCAAAAUCUGGCUGCCGGUUCAAUUCCCGGACGUGCCCAAGAAGGGCGAUUUCGACGUCAGGCGGUUGAAGGACAGCACGUACUUCUUCUCGUAA
This is a messenger RNA of Diplodia corticola, 4362 nucleotides long. Its product is annotated as dna-directed rna polymerase. Gene Ontology annotation, molecular function: mitochondrial promoter sequence-specific DNA binding; DNA-directed RNA polymerase activity. The record is from RefSeq and is a predicted model, not a curated record. Lineage: Eukaryota; Fungi; Ascomycota; Dothideomycetes; Botryosphaeriales; Botryosphaeriaceae. The coding region runs from base 1 to 4362 and encodes 1453 amino acids. Gene Ontology annotation, biological process: mitochondrial transcription. The transcript has a single exon. Gene Ontology annotation, cellular component: mitochondrial DNA-directed RNA polymerase complex.